Molecule: messenger RNA, 4694 nt
Organism: Sipha flava (yellow sugarcane aphid)
Lineage: Eukaryota; Metazoa; Arthropoda; Insecta; Hemiptera; Aphididae
Product: ankyrin repeat domain-containing protein 50
Exons: 16
Coding region: 75-4004 (1309 amino acids)
Molecular function (GO): protein binding
Source: RefSeq, a predicted model, not a curated record
GAAAUCAAUAAUUUUAAAUUAUUGUAAUCAAGGUUUGAAAAUCAUUUAAUUAAUAUGGUGACAAACAAAACAAAAUGACUUCAAGUGAUCUUGCUCAAAAACCGUUUUACUGUCGGGAAUGGGUGUUUCAAAAAUUAUUACAUUGUUUUGAUCAAAGAAGCAACUGGAAAACAUGUGGAGCACUACUAGUAGGUGGUGCCGGUUGUGGGAAGACUGCAUUAUGCUGUGAAAUUGUUAAUCCGACUGGUAGACAACAACGUGCUUUAAACAGAAGGCUUUUAGCUUAUCAUUUUUGCCAAGCUCAAAAUAUUAACACAUUAUCAGUUACGCAUUUUAUUCAGAGUUUGGUUUCACAGUUAUCUGAUUCAUUGCCCAAAUCAUACAAAGAGAGAUUAAAAUCUGACCCAUUGAUACAAGAUUCUUUGUCUCCAAUCAACAUAGUAAAAGAUGCUGAUGAUGCAUUUAAGAAAGCUGUUGUAUUUCCUUUACUAGAUCUUGAGUUACCAAAACAUACCAUGUUUCUUUUAGUCGAUUCAGUCGAUGAAGGACUACAUACAAAUGAUAGAUCUGAUCCAAAAUUGAAAAAUAACUCAAGUAAAACUAUAACAGAGCUAUUAGCUACGCACCAUCAUUUAUUUCCACAGUGGUUGAUGCUUAUUUGUACAACUCGAAGACAAAAUAAAAAUGUUGCUCGUAUGUUCUCCGGAUUUAGGAAAAUUUGCAUUGAUGACCUUCGUAAAUCACAAGUUGUCAGAGAUAUUCAACAGUACAUUUUGAGCCGUCUGGAAUCUGAAGAAUCAUUACGUCAGCAUAUGAGUAGAGAUACAGCUGAAAUGUUGAAUCAGUUACAUAUCAAAAGUAAUGGUUGCUUUCUAUAUUUGGAAAGAGUAUUAGAUGGAAUAUCUGAUGGUUGUGUAGUGCUGAGGGAAAUUAAAGACAUUCCUGGAACACUAAAUGGAUUGUAUUUAUGGUUUUGUCAGAGGCUUUUGAGUUCAAAACAUUUUUCAAAAGUUCGUCCAUUAUUAAAUGUUAUCUUAGCAUCUCCUGAACCUAUAUCAGAAGAAGAAUUAAGUAAUAUUAUACAUAAUGCUUAUCGAUACAUGUCUGCUGAAGAAUUUCACAAACGAUUUAAUUUAUUGAGAAGAAUAUUUUCUUUACCGAGAGAUUCAAAAAUAAUACAAUUUCACCACAGUUUUGGUGAAUGGUUCCUUGAUGUUAAACAUUGUACUAGAAGGUUUUUGUGCUCUGCUAAUGAAGGACAUGCUAUGAUUGCUAUGCAUUAUACAAUGAGAUGUUCAAAACCUCUAACAUAUGAAGACACUCAUAUAUUGGCUUUCCAUUUAUCAAGAAUAAAUCCAUUACCAGUUUGGACAAAUUUUUCUGAUUCAAAUUUAUUGCCAUUAUUAUGGCUGAUCGAUUGUGGAGCUCCAAUUUCUGACAGUAUGACUAUUCCUUGUUAUGAUAGAAGAGCUAUUAAUUUUUUGGAAGAGGCAAAUAAUUGUUUUCAAUCAGAUAUUGAUUUGAAAUCUGAUAAGUUUGAUAUAAAUUCUGUCUUGUCGCCCAAAAUUGAAAAAAGUACAGUACUUAAUUCAAGUACUAUAUUACCAUCAAAUUUAUAUGAAGUAGAUAUUAAUGGUAGAAACACUUUACAUUUGCUUGCAAUGGAUGGCAAUUUAACUGUUCUUCAUGAUAUUUUAAAAACUCAUCCAGAUAUAAAUUUAGAACUAAAUGACAACAAUGGGCAGACACCACUUAAUAUAGCUGCACGUCAUGGUUAUCUUGAAAUUGUAGAGCUCCUAUUAAAGUACAAUUGUAAAGUGGAUCAUGCGGAUAUUGAAGGAUGGACUGCUUUGAGAGCUGCAGCUUGGGGAGGUCAUUCACAAGUGGUAGAAUUAUUACUUAAACAUAAAGCUGAUGUUGAAUGCUCAGAUUGCGAAGGUCGUGGAGCAUUACGCGCAGCAGCUUGGGGAGGUCAUGGUGAAGUUGUUGUGAAACUGCUAGAAGCUGGAGCAAAUCCCAAUACUACCGAUGGCGAUGGUAGAACUCCUUUAAUUGCUGCUGCAUAUAUGGGUCAUGCACAUAUUGUUAGUAGAUUGUUAGAUAAUGGAGCAAAUAUCAACCAUCAAGAUAGUGAUGGCCGUACAGCCUUAAGUGUAGCGGCUUUAUGUGCACCUACUAAUGGAGGAUAUGCUAAAGUUGUUACAUUAUUGUUGGAAUCUGGGGCAUUUGUUGAUCAUGAAGAUAAAGACGGAAUGACUCCUUUACUUGUUGCUGCAUUUGAAGGCCAUAGAGAUGUUUGUGAAAUUCUAUUAGAGGCAGAGGCUGAUGUGGAUCAUUGUGAUAAGUUAGGCAGAACACCCUUAUGGGCUGCUGCAUCAAUGGGACAUCCUGCAUGUGUUUCUCUCUUAUUAUUUUGGGGUUGUUAUGUGGAUAGCAUUGACAAUGAAGGGCGUACAGUACUCAGUGUGUCUGCAGCUCAAGGAAAUAAUGUUGUAGUAUCUCAGUUACUCGAUAGAGGUCUCGAUGAACAACAUAGAGACAACUCUGGUUGGACGCCCUUGCAUUAUGCUGCUUUUGAAGGCCAUCUAGUUGUUUGCAGAACAUUAUUAGAGAGCGGAGCAAAGAUAGAUCAAACCGAUAAUGAUGGUAAACCACCAUUAAUGUUAGCUGCUGAAGAAGGGCAUUCAGAUUUAGUCAGAGAAUUUUUAAAAAAUUAUGGUGCUCCUUCUGAUCAAAAAGCUCAUGAUGGUAGAACUGCAAUAAGAUUAGCUGCAUUAGAAGGUCAUAUUGAAGUAGUAAGAAGUCUUGUGGAACAUGGAGCUGAUGUAAAUAAAAAAGAUGCUGAUGGUCGAAGUACUCUUUAUGUUCUAGCUCUUGAAAACCAUUUAGCAAUGGCUAAGUUUUUUAUUGAUCCAGGUGGUGCAGAUGUUGAAAGUACAGAUUAUGAGGGCCGUACUGCAUUGCAUGUUAGCUGUUGGCAAGGUCACUGUGAAAUGGUAUCAUUAUUGUUAAAACUUGGAAAAGCUAAUUUAAAUGCAACUGAUAAUGAAAAUAGAACUCCACUACAUUUGGCUGCUUGGCAAGGUCAUUCUGUUAUUGUUCGAAUGUUGAUCGAACAUGGCGCUAGUGUAAAUCAUGCAUGUAACCAAGGAGCAACAGCAUUAGGUAUUGCAUCUCAAGAAGGUAAUGAAACGUGUGUUCGAUUGUUAUUAAUGCAAGGUGCAAAUCCAUUGGUAUCAGAUCAUUGCGGCCGGAAUGCAAUAAAAAUUGCUGCCAAAAGUGGUCAUGACAAUAUUGUUAAGCUUCUUGAACAAUUUUGUCCCAUAAAAACUGAAAGUAAUGGAUUUAAUACAGCUAAUACGUCUUGUGGCUCAGGUUCAACUACUGAAACUAAACCAUCUUCUGCAAUAUUAGUUAAUCCAUUAUUAUCUAGUAACAAUCAUGCUCCUAUACAUGACUCAUCACCUAUUGAAUCUCCAGAUUCAACAGCUAAGCGAACAUCAUUUGUUUCUAAUUAUAGCAAAUCCAGUUCUAAUUUAACUGACAGUACCAAAAGUUCUCACCAAGAUUUACCGACCCAAUUGACACCAUUGACAUUUACUCAAAAACUACAGCAGUGUAGUCGCCGUGUAAAGUCAAGACCUACAUCUAAAGUUCUUAGUCCAUUGCAGAGUCCUAUUUAUGCAACACCGCCUCAUAGUCCUAAUAUAGAAGAACCAUCAGCUCCAAGUAUUCAAGUGUUAACGGAUGAUCAUUUUUCACGUGAUACUCAUAUGCGAAUCAUUCUUGGAAAUAAAGCAGUGUUAAAGAAAUCUACAUCUGAUUCAAACAAUAGCAAAAAUGUGGGAAAUCUCAAGCAAAAACGUAAUGGCAUUGUCACUAAUCCAGCAUUAAGAAUAAUGCCAGCUAUUCGUAGUGGUUUAGAAAUGGCUGCCGGACGUAAGAAUAAAACAGCUCAUUUACCCACAGAUAGUUUUAAAUGGCGAAAAGAGACGCCUUUGUAAAUAUAUUAAUUAUUCAAAGUGAGUUUAUAUUAUAGAGUAUUUAUUAAUGUUGUAAAAAAUUCUGUUUUAAAAAUGUUGCCAUUUUGUUUUAAUUUUCAAAGUAUGGAUUUAUAGACUAACCCAAAAAUUAAGUAAAUAAUUGAAAAUUACGAAUAUUCUAUUAUUAAAUGUAUUAAGUAAUAAUUUAUGCUUCAAAUUUAUAGAACUCGUAUCUACUUUUUAUAUUAUCAAGUUGAUUUAAUUUUUGAUAAAAUAUAUUUUUAUAACUUUUUUUGUGCUCUCAAAAAUUGAUUGCUGAUUAAAUAGUUAUUAUGUUUAUACUUUAAAUGUGAUGUGUAUUAAGAACUAAGUAUUUGUCUUAAUUAAUCUAUUUUAGAUGCAAUUAUAAUUUAGAAUCGUACAGAGGUUACAUGGGAAAGGAAAAAAGGACUAAUUAAUUUGUAUUUAGUUUUAAUGUGUGAUUAAUUUAUGAGUAGUUAAACUGAUUUUGUAGUGCAAUAUGAUGUUAGUACAUAAAUAUUUACUUAUUUAGCAUUUGUAAACUCAUGAUUCUCACAUUGUUAAGACUUUUUUUUUUAUUGAAGAUGGUACGAUUCUGUAAUGUCAACUAUCAAAUCAAGUCUAAAUAUCAUAUUAUACACCCUUACAUACAUACUCUCACGCUUAUAGUAUAUAUGUGGAUAUAAAAUA